AUGAACCAAACAGACAAUGCCUUCCAAGGUGAAGAUUUCCGAGCAAGUGAUUUCCCGUGGGAAGACCCAACGGAGGUACCUGCUUCCAGUAGCGCUUCCAGUACUAGUUGUGCCAGCGAAGGGGAGAAUGAUUGCUCGAGAAAGGACUACAUCGAGAACCUAGUCAAUGGGGAUUCGUCAAGAGCAUACAAGGAUGCCCUUGGGCCAAAUUGCACCACUGAUAGCGCUACCGCUACCAGUAGUGAUUCUUAUGGAGAUUCUGAUGAUGAGGAUGGUGGCGAUGGGAAGGAUGGAUCUGAACCAGAGAUCCAAAUACCCAAAAAAACGCCCAAUGUUGCCACGUCCAGAGCCAUUGCUCGAAACAGUACAGCCAAUACGGACAUGAUGUAUGCUCAGCUAGCAAUUGUUGGAGAUGGCGACAUUGAAUGGGCAAUCAGCAAGGCUUACCAGAUGCAAAAAUUCAAGCAGGAGUAUGCCCUCCUUGAUACUGUGGAGGACUGCCUGAGACACAUCCCCGGACUUGUCAAAGACGGAUUCCUUCUUUCUGUGGACUUCAAUCUGCACCAAGGUGGCUAUAUUAUGGCAGGGGACAUGCCAAAAUUUGACUUUAGUCUGUGUGACUCUUCAGAGAGUUUGUGUGGUCUCAAGCAGAGGUCCUAUUAUCUACCACAAAUCCUUUGUCCUGAUUUGGCGGCAGUGAGAGCGGGAAUCACUGGUCUCUUGGAAUUUGAUGGAUAUGGGAGAGCCCUCAACAAUUUCACUUUUAGAACUUUCGCAACAGCUUUUCGUGAAUCAACAGCCAAUGCUUAUGAUAUUUAUCCGGCAAAGCAUGCACAGUUCAAAUUCUUCAACACUCCUCGGUUUGUGAAUCUUGCAGUGGCAUUGGUCAAGCCUAUGUUGUCAAAGAAUGCAGACAGCAUCAAAUUAGGGUGCAAGUUUCCGGGUGGGAGAUUGGAUAGUGUCUUCAACGUUCCAAAUGAAGAAGCAGCUGUAGCCAGGCUGCGUGUGAAAUUGGAAGAACUGAUAAUGAGAAGAUAUGACAAUGAAAAGAAGUUCUCACUGGAGAAUGUGCCUGCAGACGGCCAGGAGGUUGAGGCAGUAGAAUCAACAUAA
Seminavis robusta is the source of this 1113-nucleotide messenger RNA. The record is from the annotation of a GenBank genome assembly. Lineage: Eukaryota; Bacillariophyta; Bacillariophyceae; Naviculales; Naviculaceae.